AUGACUCCUUGCUGCGGCUCCAGAACUCCCGUUCCAUCUCUCCAACUCUUAUUACCGUCCCUCUUCCAGUUGGCGUUCUUCAUGAUUCCCCAAGCAACUCCACUCUCCUUCGAUUACUCUAUCUUCAAUCACGAUACAACGGGAGACCUGAAAAGCUACCAGGACGCCACAUUUGUUAGCAACGCCAUCCAACUCACCAGGAACCAACUCAACACUCAUAUUGAAAACAGCACGGGCAGCGUUGUACAUAAUGAACCAGUGCCUUUAUGGGACAAGGCUUCAGGUAAACUCGCCGACUUCACUUCGAAUUUCUCCUUCACUAUUGAUGGCCUCAACAGGACGAGAAGCGCUGAUGGGAUCGCCUUCUUCCUCUCGUCUUACCCAUACUAUAACGAGACAUUGAAUCAUUCGUGGGGUGGGGCUCUUGGGUUAUUCAACCGCAGUGGUACUAACAUGACGAGAAACAAGAUCGUGGCUGUCGAGUUUGAUAGCUACAUAAACCCUGAGUAUAAUGAUUCCAGUGCCGAUCAUGUGGGAAUCGACAUCCACAGCAUUGUUUCCGUUGCGCAUGUGGACUUGAACGCAAGUAUAAGGCAAAAAAUCAUACUUUUUGCUUCUGUUUGUUACAACGCUAGUACUAGAAAUUUGAGCAUCUUCCUUAGCAAUUACACUGAUCCUAGGAGGAAUUGGAGUCUGUCUUAUGGUGUCGACUUGAGGGAUUACCUGCCAGAAAAGAUUGCCGUUGGCUUCUCAGCCUCCACAGGUGCCCUGGUCGAGGUGCAUACCAUCCACUCCUGGAGUUUCAGUUCCUCUGAUCUUGGACUGAGAUAUAAAAGAUCUAAAGCCCUGGGGUUUGGUAUUGCUGCAGGAGUUUUAGUAAGUUUGUUCUGUGUGGUGUUUUUUAUCAGAAAAUAUAUAUGUAAGAAGGUUAAUAGAAGCACGGCAGAAGAAAAAGACAUGGCUAUAGAUGUUUUAGUCGGCGAUGCAAUUGAGAGUGCCAGUGGACCUAGGAGAUUUCCUUAUGGCGUACUUCUGAGUGCAACACGUAAUUUUGCAAAGGAGAGGAAGCUGGGGAGAGGAGGAUUCGGGGAGGUUUACAUGGGAGUAUUGCAAGAUCCAAAGCGUGAAGUGGCAGUUAAAAGGAUCUCCAGAGAUUCUAAACAAGGUAAGAGGGGGUACAUAUCUGAAAUCACGACCAUCAGCCGGUUAAGGCAUCGCAAUCUUGUGCAGCUUAUUGGCUAUUGUCAUGAAAGAGGUGAUUUGUUGCUUGUCUAUGAGUACAUGUUGAACGGAAGCCUCGAUUAUCAUCUAUACGGCAGAGAUAGAUUUCUUACAUGGCCGGUUAGGUACAAGAUUGCUUUGGGGCUGGCCUUGGCGUUGCUCUACCUUCAUGAAGAGUGGCAGCAAUGCAUCAUCCACCGAGACGUGAAGCCAAGCAACGUGAUGUUAGAUUCUGAGUUCAAUGCUAAGCUUGGUGAUUUUGGAUUGGCAAGGCUCGUGGAUCAUGAUUGCAACCCACUAACAACGGUUUUGAUGGGGACCAGGGGAUAUAUUGCACCAGAAUAUGCUGUUACAGGAAAACCUAGCAAAGAAUCCGAUGUCUAUAGCUUUGGAGUGGUUAUAUUAGAAAUAGCAUGUGGCAGAAAGCCCAUUGAAGAUAAAGAAAAGGAGGGUAAAGUAAAUUUGGUACAAUGGGUUUGGGAGUUUUAUAGGAUGUGUUUGACUGCAGCAGUGGAUGAAAGACUAAAAGAAUUUGAUGAGCAACAAAUGGAGCGCUUGAUGGUUGUUGGGUUAUGGUGUGCCCACCCAGCAUCUAAUCUGAGGCCAUCCAUAAGGCAAGUGAUUAAUGUUCUUAAGUUUGAUUCUCCAGUACCAAAUUUGCCGCAUACAGUUCCUGUUCCAGUAUGUUGGCCUCUAACAGGAGAUUCGUUUAGUGUUGCAUCAACUUCAGCUGAUGCGUACUCUGCUUCGUCAUGGUCAUCAAUAUCUGGUCGGUGA
This is a messenger RNA of Elaeis guineensis (African oil palm), 1998 nucleotides long. RefSeq names its product L-type lectin-domain containing receptor kinase IX.1-like. Gene Ontology annotation, biological process: protein phosphorylation. The record is from RefSeq and is a predicted model, not a curated record. Gene Ontology annotation, molecular function: protein kinase activity; carbohydrate binding; ATP binding. Lineage: Eukaryota; Viridiplantae; Streptophyta; Magnoliopsida; Arecales; Arecaceae.